Messenger RNA from Sporothrix schenckii 1099-18, 1572 nucleotides. RefSeq lists its product as uncharacterized. Gene Ontology annotation, molecular function: carbohydrate:proton symporter activity. The coding region runs from base 1 to 1572 and encodes 523 amino acids. Gene Ontology annotation, biological process: carbohydrate transport; transmembrane transport. Gene Ontology annotation, cellular component: membrane. NCBI's taxonomy places the organism in Eukaryota, Fungi, Ascomycota, Sordariomycetes, Ophiostomatales, Ophiostomataceae. The record is from RefSeq and is a predicted model, not a curated record. The transcript has 2 exons.
AUGGCGAAAAGCCGACGUCCGCAUGAUGUCUCGCCGACCUCCCGCCUCCCGGAGAACCAGGCCGAGUGGGACAUCCGCCAGGUCCUGCCCCAGGACGCACCGCCCUGGUACAAGCAGCGUCACCUGCUCAUUCUCAACCUGCUCAUCAUCAUCCCCUACUUCUCGUCCACCACCAACGGCUACGACGGCUCCAUGCUCAACGGCCUGCAGUCCAUGGACCAGUGGCAGAACUUCUUCGGCACGCCUACCGGCUCGCGUCUCGGCUCCCUGUCCAACGGCGUCGUCUUUGGCCAGAUCCUCGCGUUCCCCAUUGCCCCCUGGCUCUGCGACCACACCGGCCGUCGGUUCCCCAUCUUCAUCGGCUCGCUGCUGCUCGUCCUGGGCGCCGCCCUGCAGUGCGCGGCGCAGAACUACGGCAUGUUCCUGGCGUCCCGCAUGAUUAUCGGCUUUGGCGGCCUCAUUGCCGUCGAGGCGUCGCCCAUGUUCAUUGCCGAGCUGGCGUACCCGACGCACCGCGCCGUCCUGACGGGCUACUACAACAACCUGUGGUACCUGGGCUCGCUGCUGGCCGCCUGGGUCACGUACGGCACCUACUUUAUGGGCCCCGGCCAGUCGUGGGCCUGGCGCAUCCCCUCGCUGCUGCAGGGCUUCUUCCCGCUGCUGCAGGUGUUUCUCGUCUACCUCAUGCCCGAGUCGCCGCGGUACUUGGUGCAAAAGGACCGCCACGAGGAGGCCCGCAAGGUGCUCGUCAAGUACCACGCGGGCGGCGACGAGGCCUCGCCGCUCGUGGACUUUGAGAUGAAGGAGAUCAUUGCCCACAUCGAGACGGCCAAGGUCUCGAGCUCCACCAACUACCGCGAGUUCCUCAACGGCAAGGGCAACCGCCACCGUCUCUUCAUCAUCAUCUUCGUGCCGUGCAUGAUGCAGCUCUCAGGAAACGGCUUGACGUCCUAUUACCUGCAUCUCAUCCUCAAUUCCAUCGGCUUGACGUCGGCGCCGCAGCAGUUGCGCAUCAACGGCGGCCUCAACGUCUUCAACUUUGUCAUCAGCGUCAUCCUGGCCUCCUUCAUCGACCUCCUCGGCCGCCGCCGUCUGUUCCUCUUCUCCACCGUCGGCAUGCUCGUCACCUACAUCAUCUGGACCAUCCUGUCUGCCAUCAACCAACAGCAGAACUUUGUCAACGGCAGCCUCGGCACCGGCGUCGUCGCCAUGAUCUUCCUGUACAACGCCGCCUACAACGCCGGCCUCAACGGCGUGCCCUGGGUCUACGUCACCGAGGUCCUGCCCACGCACCUGCGCGCCAAGGGCACCAACAUUAUGCAGAUUGCCGGCACGUGCUGCCUCAUUUUCAACGGCUACGCCAACCCCGUCGCCAUGGAAGCCAUUACCUGGAAGUACUACAUUGUCUACAUUGUCAUCAUCGCUAUUGAGAUUGUCGUUGUCUGGUUCUUCUUCCCCGAGACCAAGGGCCGCACCCUCGAGGAGAUUGCCGUCAUUUUCGACGGUGACGCCGCUUUUGGUGGCCACACGCCCGAUACCAAGGCGCAGAUGGUCGACGAUGGACGGGUGUAA